AUGGUCUUUGACAUGAAUAACCUGACAUUCCUGGAGUCAGCGUUUCAAGAGUUUCAAUGUCAUCUGACCCAAGGGCCAGGGUGUGGGGAGUCACACUCAGGACUCGACUGCUCCACAGACGAUACCUUCAUCAAUUACACCUGUGAACUAAACAUAGAUAUACAGAAUGAAACCUCAUACUCUUGUACUUCGUGUAAUACUACAAAUGCUAAUAGCAACCACACUAUGUGCAGCCCUUACCUUAAGCUAAACAUGAUCACCAUCAUCUUCGAAAGUGCACUCAAGAAUCUCUGGCUCCGACUCCCCAAUUUCUUCUGUGAUCUUGACACCCUAUUUUGCUACACGGAAACAAAAAAUCGGACGUUGUACAUUGACGUUCUAAACGACACUCCAGUUUUAGGUGUAGUUGAAAGUUUUCAAUGUAGUUAUGACUUUAGGAAUGUGACCGAAACAGUAGUGGAUAAAGUGGGUUAUGAUUGGAGUUUUCUAUUUGUGAUAGUAUUUAUAAUAGCCGGUGGUGUGGGUAAUAUAUUGGUGUGUUUAGCUGUGUGUCUAGAUAAGAGACUGCAAAAUGUUACGAAUUAUUUUCUUCUGUCGCUGGCGAUCGCUGAUCUCUUGGUCAGCCUGUUUGUAAUGCCGAUGGGAGCAAUUCCUGGAUUUUUAGGUUAUUGGCCGCUGGGCGUGGUGUGGUGCAAUGUGUACGUCACGUGCGACGUGCUGGCGUGCUCGGCUAGCAUCAUGCACAUGUGCUUCAUCAGCAUCGGCAGGUACCUAGGCAUCCGGAAUCCAUUAAAAAGUCGGCAUCAUUCCACAAAGCGGGUGGUGGUCAUCAAGAUCGCACUGGUCUGGCUUCUCAGUAUGUUCGUGUCUAGUUCUAUUACUGUUUUAGGUCUUAUAAACCGCACCAACAUAAUGCCGACUCCAGACCUCUGCGUGAUAAACAACCGCUUGUUCUGGAUCUUCGGAUCACUGGUCGCUUUCUACAUUCCUAUGCUCACUAUGGUCGUCUCUUUUGCGCUGACUGUACAACUGCUGAAGAGACAGGCUAGACUUGCUGCCACGCCUGUACCUGGAGGAACUCAGAGAAGACAAUGUGGUGGCUACGAUAAUGGUCCAGGUCAAGGCAUGAGGCGAGUUGGAGUGAGGAGCUCGCCAGACCUGUCUCCCAACAGAACAGUGACGAGGCAGCUCACUUGGAGGAUCACUAGUGCUACCAGGUCACAACGCAACAAAGUGGGUAUGAGCGUCUCCCAUCCUCAGCUAUCCUACAUGAACGGCUGUGGAGGUACAGGCUCCUCGGGUCCGAGACGAGGUCGGGAUGUGGCCACUCAAACUCCACCUAGCAUAGCUGCUGAGACGAGAAGAGCAAGGCUGAGACCCUUGAAAUUAACACUAGCAGCACCUAACGCUUUGACACUUAGAUUCCUAGCUAAUCGCAAAAAAGGGAGAUCCCUAUCAGCAAACGCAGUCGCAAAUGAACAGAAAGCAACCAAGGUGUUAGGCCUCGUGUUCUUCACGUUUGUGCUCUGUUGGGCGCCAUUCUUCUUGCUCAAUAUACUGUUUGCUGCGUGCCCAGGGUGUAUAGUCCCAGAGCAUGUAGUGGACAUCUGCCUGUGGCUGGGCUACGUGUCUUCCACCAUCAACCCCAUCAUCUACACCGUGUUCAACAGGACCUUCAGAGCCGCCUUCGUCAGGCUACUGAGGUGUCAUUGUACCAGACGCGGCCGCUGCACCCGCUACCGGUCUACGGGCUCAACGCGUGGUGCAUCUCAGCUCUGCGCCAGAUCAGCCCUACCUCUAGCCAUAUCAUUACGACCAUCGGCCUUACCGUCAUCAUCACCAGCACAACCAGAUACUACCGAAACAGUAUUAAUAGAUCAACCAAUAGGAGAUUUUAAUAUUAGAUAUUAG
Messenger RNA from Spodoptera littoralis (African cotton leafworm), 1911 nucleotides. NCBI's taxonomy places the organism in Eukaryota, Metazoa, Arthropoda, Insecta, Lepidoptera, Noctuidae. The record is from the annotation of a GenBank genome assembly.